Molecule: messenger RNA, 6278 nt
Organism: Megalobrama amblycephala (Wuchang bream)
Lineage: Eukaryota; Metazoa; Chordata; Actinopteri; Cypriniformes; Xenocyprididae
Gene: xylt2
Product: xylosyltransferase II
Exons: 11
Coding region: 64-2682 (872 amino acids)
Biological process (GO): chondroitin sulfate proteoglycan biosynthetic process; heparan sulfate proteoglycan biosynthetic process
Cellular component (GO): membrane
Molecular function (GO): protein xylosyltransferase activity
Source: RefSeq, a predicted model, not a curated record
UCCCUCCAGCGCGUGACUCGCGGCUAACAUGACUCGCUGCCAUGUACGAUUCACGGGGGAAAGAUGGUUGCGAGCACCCGUGUGCAGAAGCUCCUUAGACGGUAUAAACUCGCAAUCGCGGCCGGUUUAACGAUCCUGCUGAUCCAGGGGCUGGUUGUAUGGAGCCUGCGGAGUCUGGAGGAGGGAGAGGCUGAGCGGAAGCACAGACGGUCGAAGUUGCCCGACCACAAUGGGCAGGAGCAAAAGAUGGACCCUGUGGCCUUUGACAGGCAAAACGCCCUGUCUGGGGCGAACCACGGCCAGUGGAGGCAGGGUCAGGAUCGGCCCGCCGUGACCACCAUCAUCAGGAGGGGGUCAAGACGGAGAAGCAAGCCCUCACUGAAGGACAAGAGUCUUGGCAGGCUGGAAGAUGGAGUGGCAGUUGAAAAAGUUGCCCAUUAUGAUCCCUCGAGCAGCCGUAACUUCAGCGAGACUCGGGCAGGGGAAAUGGCCAAAAUACAUCUAGUGGCACCAGGAGAGCCAGGCAGCGUCGAGGGUGCUCCUCAAGUCCCGAGCAGUGACUUUGUGCCCAAAUGUGAGAUCUCAGGCAAGGACGCCCUGUCUGCCCUCCACCGUGCAGGUUCGCGGCAGUGUAGACAGGAGAUCGCCAACAUCGUCUGCCAGCACCAAGCAGGACAACUCAUGCCUCAGUCUCUGCCUCAGUUUUGCCCACAGCAUGUGAUCUCCAGUGCUGUCCAGCAUGCAGAUUUUUCUGACACUGACCUCUCCAAGGUGGAGAACCCCGUCAGGGUGGUUUUUGUGCUGGUGGUUCAUGGACGAGCAGUCCGACAGUUGAAACGUCUCCUCAAAGCCAUCUAUCACAAAGACCACUUUUAUUACAUCCAUGUGGACAAGCGUUCAAACUACAUGCAUCGGGAAGUGCUGCAGAUGGCGGAGCUCUACUCCAAUGUGAGAGCCACGCCCUGGCGCAUGGUCACCAUCUGGGGUGGGGCCAGUCUGCUGAAGGCCUACCUGCGCAGCAUGCAUGACCUGCUGUCCAUGUUGGACUGGAAGUGGGACUUCUUUAUCAACCUCAGUGCCACCGACUUCCCCACCAGGACCAACGAUGAGCUUGUGGCUUUUCUCUCCCAGAACCGUGACAAGAACUUCCUGAAGUCUCAUGGCAGAGAGAACGCAAGGUUCAUUAAGAAGCAGGGUUUGGACCGCCUGUUCCACGAAUGUGACAACCACAUGUGGCGUCUGGGCGAGCGCAGCAUCCCUGAGGGGCUGGAGGUGUCAGGAGGCUCAGACUGGUUCUCCCUCACGCGGAAGUUUGUGGAGUAUGUGGUAAACUCACAGGACGAGCUGGUGACGGGGCUCAAGCAGUUUUACACCUACGCUCUUCUGCCUGCUGAGUCUUUCUUUCACACAGUGCUGGGAAACAGCCACAUGUGUGAUACUUUGGUAGACAAUAACCUGCGUGUGACCAACUGGAACCGGAAGUUGGGCUGCAAGUGCCAAUAUAAGCACAUAGUGGACUGGUGUGGCUGUUCACCAAAUGACUUCAAACCCUCAGACCUCAUCAGAAUACAGCAACUAACACGGCCUACGUUCUUCGCCCGUAAGUUUGAAUCCACUGUGAAUCAGGAGGCUAUUGACAUCCUGGACAAUCAUCUAUAUGGGCAGUACCCACCUGGCACGGUGGCACUAAAAGCAUACUGGGAGAGCCUGUUCGAGCAGGCUGAUGGGGUCUCAUCCCUCAAUGAUGUGGCCCUCACGGCAUACUCCUCCUUCUUUAGACUGGGACUCCAUAGGCAGGAGACCACUCAAAGCAGUUCUGAGGCCUGCAGGUUUGAACCCAUUGGCUACCCUGUCUCGGUGCACCUGUAUUUUUAUGAUGACCGAUUCCAGGGUUACCUGGUCAGGCAGGAGGUGCAGAAUGUGGUGACCAGAUCCCGUGAGAUGCUGGAGGUGUGGGCUGUUCCUCAAGCAACACUGCAGCUGGAACACAACCUUCAUGAGUUUGAGCGCCUCAAACACCUUGAGGUCGGAACUGAGUGGGACCCAAAGGAGCGAAUCUUCCGUAACUUUGGUAGUGUGAUGGGACCUCUAGACGAGCCAGUGGCAGUUCAGAAGUGGGCUCGUGGGCCCAACCUGACAGCCACUAUAGUGUGGAUUGAUCCAGCGCACAUAGUAGCAGCCUCCUAUGACAUCAGCAUAGACGUUGAGGCAGAGUUCACGCAAUACAAGCCACCCCUUCAGCGCCCCCUCAGGCCUGGAGUUUGGACGGUGCGUGUGCUGCGGUUAUGGGAGCGUGUAGCAGAAGCACGCUUUCUGGUCAUGCCUCUGGCCUUCAAGGGACGCGAGCCCUUGCGCACAGAAGACCAUGGCUGGGUACAUGCAGGUCCUCCAGGUAAUGUGUACUUGGAGCAAAGCUUCCAGCAGCUUGCCCAUGUGUUGAAGCUGCCGCCCAGCGAGCCUGCCCUGCAGGAGGCCCAGAAGAAGACCUCCCUGGUGGGUAAGCCACUGGAGGCCUGGGUGGACAACUCCGUGGGUGCUUUCUGGGUCACUGGAGAUAUUUGUUCUGAGCAGACCUCUUCCUGUCCCUCCAUUGGACUCUGCACCAAGACCUCUUGGAGCUCCUUGUCUCCUGACCCCAAAUCAGAACUGGGGCCAGUCAAAAGUAACGGUCGCAUUAGGUAGCCUUAUAAGCUCAAAAGUGGAGCAGAGUGGCGAAGGCCCUGAAGAACAGUCCACAAGAGUGAUGUUUACGAGUCGUGGUCUUUGAGACCAUCCCAUUACUAGUUGAGGCACCUUCUGUUGAGGGCAACUGGUUGAGGGUGAAUCUACGAAAGAAAACGUUUAAAUUUGCACAAGAAGACUGCCAGAUGUAGACAUGUAUGAGUCUUGCUUUUAUAAAUCAAUGUUCAGAUGUCACCUAAAUACGUUGUUACAAGGUUCGGAGUCUUAUUAGCACAUAGUUUACGGUGUGGGUUUAUGAUACAAAGACCCAAAUCUCAACAAUUUUACAAUUUUUUUUUUUUUGUUACAAGAAAAAAAAAACUGUGCACAUUAUUUUCCUCUUUAAAACAGUGGCCAAAAUUCAUAUUUGAAGCUGUUGGAGGUAAGUUGCUGGAAUCCUCUGGCUGUAUCGCUAUGCUUAUUUUGAAGCAUUAAUAUCCAAACUUCAGAAGCAGAUUGAAGAAGUGCACUUUACUGUAAGGCGGAGCUCCCUUCUGAUUGGCUAAAUCUCAGCAGAGGAGGCGGAGCUUGUAGAAUCCAACGGAUCGAUGCAUUUGCUCACUUAACGUGUUCCAGAUGCUGCUCGGAGAUGCAGCAUUGCAUGAAAUCAUCGUAUACAGCAACAAAACAAACACUAACGAAAGCUGUCUGUCAGGAAACAAGAAUCUGAGUUUUGUAAUACUGUGACUUUGUCUUCGUGUUGAAUGUCCUUUGAGUUGAAAAACACCUCAUCUGGAGGACUUGCUUCGUCUAUUACUGCAAAGUUUGCUCAGCGGCACACAGAAGUACGAGGAUGUGGAUAUAAUUAUUUGAGACUGCCUGAACUGACCCUGCUGAAGAUCAGUCUGUGAUCUGUCACUCACUGGUCUUGUUACAGUAUUUCACUCUUAAUUCUGGUCUUCCACCAGUUUGGUUCUUAACUACGAAUACAUUUUCACUUUAUUUCUUGAACUGCAAUUGGUGUAGAACGGCACAAGAGCUUGAGACUUAAGUUACACUAGCUGCGGUUUUGUACCCAGAAAAUUUACAUUUACCCUUAUGUCAAUCUGUAUGACUUUCUCCUGUGGAACAUAAACAAAGACCUUACAAAUAAUGUUCACAUUGUUGAAUGAGCAAAAAAUGACUAUUCAAGUCUUGAGGAAACAGAAAGUUAUUUGCUGAAAAUCUCCCCUUCCUCAAUAUCUACAAAAUUGCAUUUGCACUUCCAUAAACUGAGUUUUUUUGUUUGUUUUUUUUUGUUUUUUUUUUCACACACCACCCGUUUCCAUUUUAAUGUUUUCAAAAUUUGCAUUAAAAUGGUUGGAUGGAAACGCAGCAGUCAAUGUCAAACCUGGUGCAAUACAUCUUGAUGUGCUAAGUGAUGUGAACCUACACAAAUGCAAGAUUUAAUUUCAGUUAUGAUGGAGAAGAUCUUCAGUUAAAUAGGUUAUCUCACCCUAAAAUGAAAAUUCUGUCAAUUUUACUCACCUUCAUGUCAUUUCAAACCCAUAAGACCUUCAUUCAUCUUUGAAACACAAAUGGCAAUUUUUAAAGAAGACCUAUUAUGCCCUUUAUUUCGUUUUUGGGCUCUACUAGAAUAGGUUUUCAUGCUUAAAUGUUCAAAAAACACUAUUUUUCUGAUAUUCGACAUUGUUGCAGUUCCUCUCUUCCCAGUCUGUAAGUAACACUCUGGAGUGCGUUUCCCAAAAGCAUCAUUAGCCAGCUAACAUAGUUCAAAGAUUUGGUGUUUCCCGAAACCAUAGUUCAAAUGAACAUUCACAAACUUGUGUGGUUGGAACGACCGCUCUCGAGCUGUGGUUAGAAGCAUAGUUUCUUGGUUUUUAUGACAUGUGGACUUAAUAAAUCCUCAUCUUGAGCAAUAUAUAUACAAGUGUCAUUUACAUGUUUUAGUUUGUCAAGAGAUUUUAAGAACCGUUUUUGAAGAGUGCGCAUGGGCGUACAUGCUCUGGUACGUAAGAACGAGCCUAUGAUUGAAACUGGAAAUAAAGCAAAGUAACUGAGGAAAAUGAGUAAUUUAUAGCAAAAAAUCUAGUAUUAAUUCAAUCUCAAACUGAUUCAUUUAAAGAAGUUAUUUCUCACCACCUGCGUGACGUCAUUUACCAACGUGGUUGAACGACAGAUUUUGCGACAAUAUGGUUUCGGGAAACAGUCAUGACUGUUCAAUGAUGCAUCGUACUAUGGUAGCGAAGCAGCGAGUUAUGUCGUUGUACGGGAAACACACCCCUCCUUCUGAAAAGCACAAUAUGCUCUGAUUGGUCGGCUGGAUCAGUGUGUUGUGAUUGGUCAACUGCUUCGGGCAUGUUUCUGAAAUGUCCCGCCCCUUACCAUAGCCGUGAGUUUCAACAAACUAUUAACAAACUCAACUAGGCCCCGCCCUUUUAUUUUGCAUAUGAAUUUGGCGGGCAUUAUUUAAAUGAGGAAUACUGUGACGUGUUGGUUCCCAGAAGAAAACUCAAGACUACAAUGGAGGCGUUUCAGAGAGUUCAGAAACAGUGUUAUUGAUAUAGAGAAUAACUCCCGCUGAAGUGACUUUGUAACUUUGAAGACCUUUUUCAUGCUUUUUCAAAUUUUGGAUGAAUGGACUUUUUAAUGGAGGUUUCAUUAAAAAUAUCUUCAUCUGUGUUUCAAAGAUGAAUACAAGUCAUUGGAACAAAACGAAGCCUGAAUUUUCAUUUUUGGAUGAACCAUCACUUUAAAUUUCAGUCUCACACAAAGCUAUGACUUCUGAAGAUUUGAAAAACACAAGUCAUAUGAACUGUAUGGGGUCUUUGUCUUUUUUGGAGCCUGACAGCACCAGGAUGUAAAACAUCAGCUUCCUUAUUGCAUUCCACAGAAGAAAGUCUUUCGGUUUGGAUCAUGAGGCUGAGUAAAUGAUGGCAGAAUGAACAUUUUGGGAGAUCUAUCCCUUUAAUUAAAUACGGAUGGGAUUGGAAAAGAUCCAUUUCCAUUUAUGUGUGUCAUAUCUGGUUGUCACUUUUUUAACCACACAUUUGUCCAUUUCUUGUUAUGUGUGCUAUUUUGCUUGCUCGCCUUCCAAUGAAGACACAUCACUAAGAAACAUAAGUUAAAACAAAUGUGUCUUGGGCGACAUGCUGCUUUUAUUUGACAAAUAUCAUGCUUCGUUGAUGGUGGAUUUUAGGUGCCCUGUGUUUCAAAGGGGUUUUUUCAGGUUUUGAUUUACUGAUCAGAAAACUCUUUUCUUUGUUGUUAGGUUCAAAGUGUCCUUUUUCUCUUCAUGUACAUGCUUCGUGUGAAGCUUUUGUGGUAUCAAAAGAAACAGUGAAUGAGGAUGUAAAGAAUGAAUGAAUGCUAUUUUUGUAUUUAAAGUCAUAUUUUAGCCUGUCAGUGAGAGUUUGAGAGUUUGCUGCUUCAGUUUUUGUUUUACCUUCAUCAUCAUCAUCAUCAUCAUCAUCAUCAGUCUCACUGGGUCUCUGUGAGGCGCAAAAACCAGUCCUAAACUGAAAGUUCGGGACACAUUGAACCAGAGCCUUAUUUUAGGGCUGAUGGGCAGCAUCAGAUGACACAUGAUGGCACAAUAAAGAUGUGAAAUCAAGUCA